Saccharomyces paradoxus is the source of this 705-nucleotide messenger RNA. Its product is annotated as bifunctional 4-hydroxy-4-methyl-2-oxoglutarate aldolase/oxaloacetate decarboxylase. NCBI's taxonomy places the organism in Eukaryota, Fungi, Ascomycota, Saccharomycetes, Saccharomycetales, Saccharomycetaceae. The coding region runs from base 1 to 705 and encodes 234 amino acids. The transcript has a single exon. The record is from RefSeq and is a predicted model, not a curated record.
AUGUCAAAUUUACAGACGUUAGAAACAUUUUCGACUUGCGAUAUUUCUGACGGUUUGUUAAAUGUCUAUAAUAUCCCAACGGGAGGCUACUUCCCUAAUCUAACAACAAUUUCUCUACCAUCAAAUAGCUCUAUAGUAGGCGCUGCAUACACAGUACUGUUUGCUCCUAUUGAUGAUCCAAGACCUGCUGUGAACUAUAUAGAUUCUGUACCUCCUAACUCAGUACUUGUCCUCGCACUGGAACCUCAUCUGCAAAGUCAAUUCCACCCAUUUGUUACGAUUACGCAGGCGAUGUACGGAGGGCUGAUGAGUACGAGAGCGCAAUUUUUGAAAUCUAAUGGGACAGUAGUGUUUGGACGGAUAAGAGAUGUGGAUGAACACCGGUCCUUGAAUCACCCCGUUUUUGCUUACGGUGUUGGAUCUUGCGCUCCGAAGGCUGUGGUUAAGGCCGUGGGCACCAACGUACAGUUGAACAUCCUAACAAGUGACGGCGUCACCCAAACUAUAUAUCCUGGUGAUUAUAUCGCAGGUGACAAUAAUGGAAUAGUGCGCAUUCCAGUUCAGGAGGUAGACAUUUCGAAAUUAAUUACUUAUAUUGAAAAGUCAAUUGAAGUGGAUUUACUUGUCUCUGAAGAUAUUAAGAAUGGCGUUCCCGCCAAGCAGGCUCAAAAUGAUCGAAGAUCAGUACUAAAGAAAUACAUUUAA